Molecule: messenger RNA, 438 nt
Organism: Desarmillaria tabescens
Lineage: Eukaryota; Fungi; Basidiomycota; Agaricomycetes; Agaricales; Physalacriaceae
Exons: 1
Coding region: 1-438 (145 amino acids)
Source: RefSeq, a predicted model, not a curated record
AUGUCCACCAACAACUUCUCAUCCACCACAAAACUUGGAGAGUACUUUGCCAAACUCUCUGCACGCAAGGCUGAUGGCAUGAACUGGAUAUUCUUUCAUGAUUGCUUCCUUUUUGCUGUUGAUGCUGUAGGUCUGAGUGACCAUUUUGAGGAUGUUGGAACUGCAACAGAACCAACUGCACUAACUGCAGUAGAUCCCAAGAACCUCACAGCAGAUGAAGCAAAGGCAACCAGCAAGUACCUGAAAACGUGCAAGAUAUGGAGGUCCGAGCAAGCCAUAAUCAAGCAGAGAAUUGCCUCAGUUAUUUUGGAUUUGUUAUUCUUGAAGGUGAAGGGCAAGGCAAUGGCAAUGGCAAUGUGGGAGAAGGUAAAGUCAGAGUAUGAGAAGAAAUUGAAGAUGGUCACAGUUGACCUGCACCAGAAGCUCCAGGAUGAGUGA